AUGGAAGGUAAAGGCGGCAGCGGAGGCGGUAAAGGCGGCAGCGGAGGCGGUGGUGGAGGCUACUUGAACCUAGGCAGUGGCGGAGGUGGUUCCUCUGCCAAGUCGGGCGGGGGAGGCAGCUAUGGGGGUGGAGGCAAAGGAAUCAUGAAGGCACCGGAUGCUGAUCGUUACAUCGAAAGGGAACCGUUUGAGAAAGACCCUCAGGGAUACUUUCAUGAUCUUCACCAUGGAAGCAAGGGUGGUGCUGAUGGUUACAUCACAAGGGAAGCGUUUGAGAAAAACCCUCAGGUAUACUUUCAUGAUCUUCACCAUGGAAGCAAGGGUGGUGCUGAUGGUUACAUCACAAGGGAAGCGUUUGAGAAAAACCCUCAGGUAUACUUUCAUGAUCUUCACCAUGGAAGCAAGGGUGGUGCUGAUGGUUACAUCACCAGGGAAGCGCUUGAGAAAGACCUUCAGGGAUACUUUCAUGGUCUUCACCAUGGAAGCAAGGGUGGCAAUUGA
Messenger RNA from Phoenix dactylifera (date palm), 501 nucleotides. RefSeq lists its product as uncharacterized. Lineage: Eukaryota; Viridiplantae; Streptophyta; Magnoliopsida; Arecales; Arecaceae. The record is from RefSeq and is a predicted model, not a curated record.